AUGGAAAAUUCAGCCCUCAUCAUCGUUGAUGUUCAAAAUGAUUUUUGUGAAGGAGGAUCCCUACCUGUGUAAAAAUCCUCUGAAAUCAUCCCUAAGAUAAAUUAAGUCAGAAAAUACUUCAAACAUGUUAUAUUUACUAAAGAUUGGCAUCCUGAAAAUCAUGUCUCUUUCAAAAUAAACCAUUCAAACUUGGAUGAAUUAAAAAAGGAGGAAGUUGACAAUCUUUGGCCAGUUCAUUGUGUACAAAACACAUAUGGAGCCGAAUUACACAAAGACAUCUAAACUGAAGAAGGUGACAUAAUUGUUCUUAAAGGGACAAAUUAUAAAUAUGACAGCUACAGCGGCUUUGGAUGUAAAGAAGACUAAACCAACUUACAUUAAAUUCUUCAAUCCUUAAAUGUGGACACUAUCUAUGUUGGAGGACUUGCUUUAGAUUACUGUGUUCUCUUCACUGUUAUCGAUGCUCUCAAAUUAGGAUACAAGGUUAAGGUUUUGAAGGAUUGUACUUAAGCAAUAGACCCAGAAAAUGCCAAAAGCAAAAUCAACUAAUAUUUUGCUGAAAUCCGUCGAUAAGACAACACAAUUUUGGAAAAUUCACUACGAAUUUUCACUUCUUAUGAAGUAGAAGAAUGACUAAUAUACUUCUUUAUUAUUAUAUACAAGAUU
This is a messenger RNA of Paramecium tetraurelia, 666 nucleotides long. RefSeq lists its product as uncharacterized. The record is from RefSeq and is a predicted model, not a curated record. The transcript is spliced from 2 exons. NCBI's taxonomy places the organism in Eukaryota, Ciliophora, Oligohymenophorea, Peniculida, Parameciidae.